AUGAAAUUAUUAUGUAAUAUAUUUAACAACUCAAUAAAUAAAUUUUUAAGACCCAAUUCAUAUUUUUUUUAUAAAAACUUUUAUAAUCAUUUUUCAACCCAAAAUAUUAAAAUAACGUUUGUACAAUAUGAGGAUGAAAUAACAGUUGAUGUGCCGGUUGGUAUUUCCAUUCUCGAAGCUGCUCAUAAACACAAUAUUGAAAUUGAAGGUGCUUGUGAUGGAUGUAUGGCUUGUUCAACAUGUCAUGUAAUAUUAGAAGAAGAUGUUUAUGAUGCAUUACCUGAACCUUCAGAAUCUGAACUUGAUAUGCUUGAUUUAGCUCCAUGUCUUACUAAUACGAGUAGAUUGGGAUGUCAAGUAAUAUUAGGAAAAGAACAUGACAAUAUAAGAAUAACGUUGCCAAGAAUUACACGUAACUUUUAUGUCGAUGGCCACACUCCAACUCCUCAUUAA
Molecule: messenger RNA, 453 nt
Organism: Theileria annulata
Lineage: Eukaryota; Apicomplexa; Aconoidasida; Piroplasmida; Theileriidae
Product: adrenodoxin-like ferredoxin, putative
Exons: 4
Coding region: 1-453 (150 amino acids)
Biological process (GO): P450-containing electron transport chain
Cellular component (GO): mitochondrion
Molecular function (GO): 2 iron, 2 sulfur cluster binding
Source: RefSeq, a predicted model, not a curated record